AGUUCCAUAAAACCAGAAACAUUAUGGGUAUGAUUUGUGCCUGAUUCACUGUGUAAAUUGCAUCUUAUACUACUCUAUUAUGGCAAAAUCAGGGAGUGAAUGUGUGCGUUUGUAUGUGAAAGUCAGAGAGAGAAGAUAAAUCGAAUUCGUUUUUUCUGACAUUCUGAGAGGAAAAUUACUUAGAUCCAUUUUUAUGGAUUUUUAUUCCAUCAGGAGAAUGUGUUAAUAUAAUUGUUAAUUGUAUUUCUUACAGUGAAAAAAAAAGUUUUCACUUUAAAAAAUAAUUUAGUCAGAAAUUGCUUGAAAAUGUCAUGAAUAAUUACUGAGAAAAGGCUAUUAACAUAUUGAAUUGCAUUUAGUAAAAAGUAUAAAAACUGAAGUAGUAAUUUUUUUUUACAACUUUAUUUGUAAUAGUUUAUAUUAAGUGGCCUUAACUACUACUAUGUAGUACAUCUAAUAUAUGUACAUUUCAAUUAAUAAUUGGAUACUAUGCAAUUAAAAAAAUAUAAAAGAGAAAUGCAUUUACAGACACUUUACAUUUUUUAUUAUAUAUAUAUAUAUUUGGCCAUGGACAUGGUUAUGUAUGAAACUCAUUUAUCCCUAAAUGGCUACAUUCCUGAUUUGUGCUGAGCAGGAUGAUCAUAUUGGCAGUGGAUUUGAAGUGGAAUUAGAAAAACCUAUUACUGCUAGAGAUUACCCAGAGAGUCAAGGCCAGUGGUGGGAAAGCUCCUGUGUAUAUAAAUGUUGCAUGGUAAAGUUACAAGCUACUUAUAAUUCAGAGAAGUUGCGCCACAGUCAGACUGCAGUUUUGUUCAUUGUCUAACCGCUUACAUUACAACCGCUUUCCCCACUGCAUUCAUAGAUGUCAUAAACAUGCACAAGGAUAUGAUAUAUACAGUUUUGUUUACAUACCUCCUGCAGAAUGUGCGAAAUGUUACUAAUUGAAACAAAAUAAGAGGGAUCUUUUGUGCAUGUUAAUUUUUAUUUAGUACUGUCCUGUAUACGCUAUUUUACAUGUACUCCACAAGACAAAAUAAUAACUGAAUUUAUAAAAAUGACCCCAAUAGCUAUUUAAAUUAACCUUUUUUUCUCUCCUUUUUUUUAUUUUGGUUUUAAAUGAGCGCACCGAUAAUCUAGAAUUAAUCAGACAAACACUCAGCGUUCCUUAAUGCAACUUUGUCGGUGAUGUAUGUAUUUUAAUCAAAAACUUGUUGAAUGGCAUCGGCCCCCGUUCCACGAUACCUGUCUCUCUCAGAUGCUCUUGGCCCAGAGGGUUCAUUCAUCACGUCUGAAUUACAGCGGAUCACCAUUCUUGCUGAUUCCUGCAGUCCCGUCUAUUUUAGGGGCAUAAUAUUAUCUUUCUGCCUGAGUUCUCCUCUGACAGCAGCCAGGAGGGAGCAGAUAGUAUCUGGCCGCGGCCCGUUCGGGGCACGGGGGGCAGAAUCCCUCCUGGCACAAGAGUUUGCCGGGGAUGUGGCCAGUUGACACGGAGGCUUCGCUCACAACCAUUCUAACUUAGCCAGGCAAAUAUUUUUCCAGGCUUGUGAGCAGAGGGGGCAUUAACACUAUUCAGAGCCCGGCGUUUGAGACUUUAUGAUCUAAGAGAGAGUGAAGGGUGAAUAAAUAGCUUUUUGUUUGAAUGAGCCAGAGGGGAAGAGGGCAGCGAAAAAACACUUUAGCUCAUAACUGGAGACGGAUCAGCGGGCAGCUGGGUAGGUAGCUGACACAAGGUUUACGGAUGGGCCAUAAAUACAGGCCCACAGCAGAACAUGCAGCAGAUCCGCUGUCGACUCCAGCCGCUCCGCUGAGAUACAAUGGAAAUUUCUAUCCAGCAUCCCUGGUACCGCCGGCCCUGGUUCCCAGGCUACUUCCCUUAUCGAAUUUAUGAUCAGUAUUUCGGAGAGCACCUACCCGACAGUGACCUUUAUUCACCUUUCUACAUGUUUUACUAUCGACCUUAUUUCUGGCGUUUUCCGAACUGGUGGGACAGUGGCAUGUCAGAGAUGAGAAUGGAUAGAGAUCGGUUUGUAAUCAGCCUGGAUGUGAAGCACUUCUCUCCAGAUGAACUGAUGGUCAAGAUCAAUGAUGAUUUUAUUGAGAUUCAUGGGAAACAUGAUGAACGGCAGGACGAGCAUGGCGCCGUGGCGAGGGAGUUUUACAGGAAGUACAAGAUCCCCUCCGGUGUAGAUCCAGAUGCCAUCAGCGCUUCUCUGUCCUCUGACGGUGUGCUGACCAUCUGUACACCGCGCCACAUGCUGGACAUCCCUGAACGCAACAUCUCCAUCACCUGCGGAGAGAAGCCACCAGCGCAGAAGUGAACCUGUUGACAGCUGCCCCUCUGCCAGUCAUCUCCAGACGAAACCCACCACCGAGAGAAUCAUCUACUGUACUAAGACCAUGCGCAUUGAUGUAACGCAGUAGACCCAAAGCGAUGUAACCAGAACCUGUCCAUUGUGAACAAUACAAUAUCAUGCAAAACGCACAGUAAGUCAGUGCUUUAGGUCAGCGAAGGCAAGUUGCCGUUGGAGUUGGCUUUGGUUUGUUAUAUAUAGGUUUAUGGUCUUUGUAUGUAAUUAUGUGGUUGACUUGGAUCAUGAUUGUAACUUUGGCUUUGAGAGCGAGCAGUUUUGAAGUGGGACGUUAUGCAGCACUGGCAUCUGUUUUUGAAGUUAAUAAAUCCCCAGGUCAAAAAUAAAUGCUGGAAUAUGCAUAUUUGUUCAUCUGAAUGUAAAGUAUGCUGCACAUGGGGUCUAAACCAGACCAAUGUGUUUUGCUGAUGUUGUUGCGCUUAAUGGACAGUAAUAAAGAUGACCUUGUAAACGUAUGUAUGUGAUGCUCGUAGACAUCGAUUCUAGUCAUUGGUGAAGACACUUUAUGGAUCAUCAAAUUUAUGGUCGUCGCAUGUGGAAGGGAAAUACAAAAGAUAAGUUCGGAUUACUGAUGGCAGGGGUGUACUGAAAUAAUAAUUCACUCCUCUUAUUUAGUCCACUGUCUUUCCCAAUGUGCUUCAUAUUUUAUUUUCCAUACCCCUUAAAGUGACGUGUUAUAACUAACAAAUAAGUGUGACUGUUGCAUAGCUAUUUUCAGCAUUAAAAAAUCUCUGAAUAAA
Molecule: messenger RNA, 3109 nt
Organism: Puntigrus tetrazona (Sumatra barb)
Lineage: Eukaryota; Metazoa; Chordata; Actinopteri; Cypriniformes; Cyprinidae
Gene: cryaba
Product: crystallin, alpha B, a
Exons: 3
Coding region: 1815-2318 (167 amino acids)
Biological process (GO): response to heat; protein refolding
Molecular function (GO): protein folding chaperone; structural constituent of eye lens
Source: RefSeq, a predicted model, not a curated record